CUGUCGAGAAUCAUCCAACUUCGACGGUGAUAAGAUUGAAACCCAGCCCUAUCAGUCAUGGCUAUGUCUGAGUUUGGCAUUGUCUACGCCGUCCAUAUCAUCACCGUCCAAUUCGGCUCCGUCGUAUCGAAAGUCUGUGAAUGUCUUCUACGUAAAGGACCUCUUUCCUCACGAGACAUCUCUCGUCUAGCUGAAUCAGACAUCAAUCAUAACCAAGUUAAAGAUAUUCUCUAUCUCUUGAUUCAGCACAAUUGUGUUCAAGCUUUCUCUAUUGAACCUCCUGAUGGUUCUGAGAGCAAAGCAAUUGUACAAUAUAUUGUCCUGUUUAACAACAUUUUGCAUCGUGUGAGGUAUAACAAGUUUUCGAGGCUUGUAAACGAAGAACUUGGCACUGAGUGCGGUGCAGUUCUUGAUGGUUUACUUAGUAACGGUAGGCUUACCUUGGGACAGCUGAUUGAAAGAGACAGAGAUUCGGGAAAGACGAUAGGUUCUGAAGCAAUCAGAGAUUCUCUUCAGAAAUUGGUUGCUGCCCGUUUUGUUGAGCGCAUUCCUUCUCCCGAACCUGUUCUUGGAAACAAAGAACAAGAGCCGGCAAAGAAAAGAGGCGCUAAAGCUGCCAAGAUUCUCAAAGAACCGGAAACCUUGGAGGAACGUGUUGUUGAAGCAGCAACUCCAGUUGACGCAAUAAGGUUUCCACUUAUAUUCGAAGAAGAUGCCAAUUCAUCUUUAGCAGAUGACAAUAGCAACAUCACUGAGGGGAAGCGUAAACAACGUGAUGUGGACUCAUCAGAUCCGAGCAGUGGAGUAAUUUGGCGUCCUAAUUUUGAGGAGUUCAUCCACCGCCUUAGACAUAAGGCGUGUGUGGAGAUCGUGAAAGAGCGCAGGGAUGAAGGAUGUGCCAUUGUCUUGAGGGCAAUGUUAGAAGUAAGAAGAUCACAGGAGAAGAAGGUGAAAACAGACAAUUCGGCUCCAAUGUCAAUUGGUUCCAUUUAUGAAGAGGUUAUAAAGACAGAAGCAGGUCGCACUAUGUUACAAGAGCGAGUUGAAGCAUGCCUUGACCAAUUGAGUGCUACGUCUUCUUAUCUACCAGCAUUUGUGACAGAAAUGAAUGGUUCAUACAUUGUUGAUUUUAAAUCCAUUAUCAGCGUAGCACAGAAAGAUGAGAUAGAAGCAGUAGUUAUGAGAAGAUAUGGGAAAGAAGCUUUCAGAAUGUUCAGAUACUUAUCACAGGAAGGGCGUUUUGUUGAGACCGAUAAGAUUGCUGAUGCUGCGCUGACUGAAAAGAAAGACACACCGCAAUUCCUUUUGAAGAUGUGGAAAGACGGAUACUUACAUAUGCAGAAAUUGGCGAUCACAGGUACGUAUGUACCGUUUCUGUUGUGGAAGGUAAACAAGUUGAUUGUGACGAGGCAAAUGUUAGAUGAAAUGUAUCAUGCUUCACUUAACUUGAAUCUCAGGUUGGCUCAUGAGCUAGAAUCCGAAAAAGAGUUGCUGAUGUUGCCAUCAGAUAAACUGGAAGGACCAUUAAAGGAGAGAGUGAAAAAGGUCAAAGCCAAGAGGCUGUUACUCUCUUCCACUAUGUUUAAACUUGAUGAUGCGAUUAUGCUAUUUCACGACUUUUAAACUCUUAAAUUGAAAAUCAUUUCUUUAUUUUGUUUUGGUCGAUUUAGUUCACAUUGUCCUCUUACCUAUUCCUAUCUUUUAACAAUUUUUGUUUUCUUUUGAACAUAAUGAAAAUUUGUAACUUUG
This is a messenger RNA of Arabidopsis arenosa, 1749 nucleotides long. The record is from the annotation of a GenBank genome assembly. Lineage: Eukaryota; Viridiplantae; Streptophyta; Magnoliopsida; Brassicales; Brassicaceae.